Molecule: messenger RNA, 1552 nt
Organism: Ananas comosus (pineapple)
Lineage: Eukaryota; Viridiplantae; Streptophyta; Magnoliopsida; Poales; Bromeliaceae
Product: alpha-galactosidase-like
Exons: 15
Coding region: 92-1330 (412 amino acids)
Biological process (GO): carbohydrate metabolic process
Molecular function (GO): hydrolase activity, hydrolyzing O-glycosyl compounds
Source: RefSeq, a predicted model, not a curated record
AUAGUAAAUAUUGCAUACAUAUAUAUAUAUAUAUAUAUAGGAGAGGGGAGGAGAAGCACUUUGUUGAGAAACUAAGUGUUUGUAUAUAGCCAUGGGUUAUAGGGCACAUGAGUCCCUUUUCUUAUUCCUCCUCCUCCUCCUCAUCCUCCUCGCGAUUUCGACGGCCGUGAUGGGGGCGAGAAUCAUCGGGGGUUCGAGUUCGACGGUCGAGAUCAUGCGGCAUAGGAGAAGGGCCGCUUUAGAGAAUGGCCUUGGUCGAACUCCUCAAAUGGGGUGGAAUAGUUGGAACCACUUCUACUGCAACAUCAACGAGCAAGUAAUACGUGAAACAGCUGAUGCAAUGGUAAAUAGUGGCCUAGCAAAGUUGGGGUAUGAAUAUAUUAAUAUAGAUGAUUGCUGGGGAGAAUACAACAGAGAUUCUCAGGGAAAUUUAGUUGCCAAGGGAUCAACAUUCCCCUCAGGCAUAAAAGCUCUUGCAGAUUAUGUCCAUGGAAAGGGACUCAAGCUUGGAAUUUAUAGCGACGCCGGGUCACAAACAUGUAGUGGGAAAAUGCCUGGUUCACUUGGACAUGAAGAUCAAGAUGCCAAAACAUUUGCCUCAUGGGGGGUUGAUUAUUUGAAAUAUGAUAACUGCAACAAUCCUGGAACAAGCCCACAGGAGAGGUACAAUAAAAUGAGCUCAGCUCUUCAGAAUUGUGGAAGGAACAUUUUUUUCUCUCUCUGCGAAUGGGGCCAAAAUGAUCCAGCCACAUGGGCUCGCGGGGUCGGAAACAGUUGGAGAACCACAGGAGAUAUUGCAGACAACUGGAACAGCAUGACAUCUCGUGCUGAUGAGAAUGAUAGAUGGGCAUCAUAUGCAGGACCAGGUGGAUGGAACGAUCCUGAUAUGCUUGAGGUGGGAAAUGGUGGGAUGUCAACAGAGGAGUAUCGCUCACAUUUCAGCAUAUGGGCAUUAACAAAGGCUCCGCUUCUAAUCGGGUGCGAUCUCCGCUCAAUGAGCCAAGAUACUAAGGAUAUACUCGGCAAUUCGGAGGUUAUCGCGGUUAAUCAAGAUAAGCUUGGAGUUCAGGGGAAAAAGGUGCAAUCAAGUGGCGGUUUAGAGGUUUGGGCUGGGCCACUUAGUGGUGGGAGUGUGGCUGUGGUUCUAUGGAACAGAUCAGGUUCUCAAGCAUCCAUUACAGCAAACUGGUCAAAUAUUGGGCUCAAAUCAUCAACUGUUGUCGCGGCCCGCGAUCUAUGGGCUCACACAAGCAUGUCAUCAGUUCAGGGGCAGCUCACAGCUACAGUGGCAGCUCAUGCUUGCAAGAUGUAUGUUUUGACUCCAAAUUGAGAGAGAGAGAGAGAGAGAGAGAGAGAGAAUAAAAAGAAUGACUUUUCGUGUGGAAUGUGCGCAAGCACAAAUUAGAAAAAAAGAGAGCUAUUUUAGCUGUAUUGAGAUGUCAUUUUAAUGUACCAGAAUAAUACUAAGGUUGGGGUUGUAUCUACAAUUUAGAGUGUAAGAAAAUGUUGUGUUGGAUUCAGAGCAAUGAGAAUAAAAUUAUCUUUUGUAUUU